This is a messenger RNA of Gigantopelta aegis, 3426 nucleotides long. RefSeq lists its product as uncharacterized. Lineage: Eukaryota; Metazoa; Mollusca; Gastropoda; Neomphalida; Peltospiridae. The record is from RefSeq and is a predicted model, not a curated record. The transcript has 6 exons. Bases 205 to 1305 code for a protein of 366 amino acids.
GGCGUGUUUUACAUGUUUACAAAAUUAGUUUUCCUGAACCUGACUCUCGUGUAAAUUAUGUUUUCACGGCAAAUCAGUGCUUUGAGUUGAGGUAUAUCAGCAGUGGGAUAUCAGGCUCUAAUUAGCACGUUUAAUCAUGCAAAGUUCCAGAGUGAGGCCACACUAUUGUACAGAUGGUAAGAAGUAAAGCACUGAGCGGAGGACAUGACGAAACUCUACAACACCUGCGUAACAUUGGUCUACCUGCUGCAUUCAGUUGUCACAGACGUGUGGACGGGUGUGCCGUCAUAUGGAAUGGAUGACAAGAAGGUGUGUUUGUUGAAGUCGGUGCACCAAGUGUUUGUGGAGGACCAGAAGAGUAUGGUCAUCAUUGGCAAGAAAACGCCAACAAACAGUGCCGCAGCGGCCCAGAACUGUACCAUACAGUUCAGUCCGGUGUCCGACAUGGGCUAUUCAUCGCUGCGGCUUCAGUUUGACAACUUCUACAUCAAUGACUGUGAUAUCACACUGACCAUCACCCAGUCGUCUACCAGCUUGUUUAAUAGUGACGUUCAGCAACUGGUGAAGCUGAGUUGUGCUGAUCCUAGUCCUGGUGUGUUGUACGCAUCUCGUGACUUCAGUGUCCGGGUGACCCUCUCUAGAGAAGAUAUUUAUCUCAGAAACUAUAACUUCCGAGUUAAUGUUUCAUUGUCGGAUGGCCCACCUCAAACUGGGCCCAGUGUUGCAGUGAUCAUCGGCAUAGCGACGGCGUUACUAGCCCUGAUCUGUAUCAUCGCAUUCAUCAUGGUCAAGUACACGAGGAUGAAGAGUGCGGUGUUGAGAGAGCGCCGGGCGGAGCGCGCGAUAGAGAACGCUCUGCACGUCCACAGUUCACAGGAACUACACAACGGGAUCGCCUACACAACCUUGCCAUGUCAGGCAGACAGUAAUGGUGCUCUGCAUCCAGGUCAUCAUGACAGUUCGCAAGAUUCUCACGAAAGUGUCGCAAGCCACCCGGAAGGUGGACAUCUGCUUUCAAAGAAGGGUCACGGUCAACAUCACAUACUUCUGACCCGCUUACCGGCGAACAAAGAACGCUUAUCAUCUUCACAUCCCGAGGAGAUGAGUCAUGUUUUAUUUGAACCAUUGAACAGCCACACACACCUGCACCCAGACCACCCUGGCGGAGCGAGUGAGGGAGUCACAGAGGUUGGGUCAUCAUCGGAGGGAUCCGAUUUGCCACCUUCGUAUGAAGAGGCUUUGGAGAUGCCGAAACCUCCAGAAAGUUUGGAAUCGCCCAACUAUAUGAAUGUGGACACCCUGUGAUGCUGGAUAGGAUAAUGUUUGUAAAUUGUGUGUGAUCCAUGGUUUAUUACGUAAUGCAGCUGUUUGAGUGAUAUUGUGUGUGUGUGUGUGUUUAUUGAUUUCUGUGAAUUUCGGUCCAAAGGAAUUAACACAUUAUGGAUAAAGCCAUAAUGCGAAAAAAACGAAGUAUGGGACUGAUUUUUAAGUCACACAAACAUGGUUUGUUAUCAGAACAUACUUGUAUAUCAAAGGCUGUGGUAUGUGUUGUUCUGUGUUAUAAAACAUCACUAGCUUCUAAUGGAAAAAUGUAGCAGGUUUCCUCAGAGACAACAUGUCAGAAUUACAUCCAAUAGCAGAUGAUUAAUAAAUCAUUGUGCGCUAGUUAAACAAAAUAAACUUUUGACUUUUUUCUUAUCAAGACAAGAAAAUUUGUUUUCAAUCUUUUCUGCCUUAAAUAUUCAUUGUAUUUCAUUUAUAUUAUUUUUUAUUUUGUUGUGUGUUUUUUAAAGUGGAUAGUUUUAAGGCAAAGACUUGUUUUAAUUAAUGUAAUUAAAUGAAUGGUUUACAAGGUGCUAUUUGGAUCACAUGUUCACAAGAUCAGGUUUUAAUUAAUGUAAUUAAAUGAAUGGUUUACAAGGUGCUAUUUGGAUCACAUGUUCACAAGAUCAGGUUUCUCUACAGGGCAUAGAGAUUAUAAAUUGAGUAAAGACCCUUCUCAUAAAGAUGGCAGCUGCGGUGUGUGAUGUCAUAGGGUGUGAGAUCCUGCUCAAAGUUAGAACAUACUGUCAUUGAUACAUUUUCUGACAAAUGGAUUUGUCACAGUAAAAAGUAAUCUAAUUAACUACGCAUUGUGGCUAGCUGCUACCAUCAAAAUGUUGACAAUUUAACUUUUUAAGCACAGAGAUAAAACUUACAACUUAAUGGACACCCAAAUGCAUUCUAGUUGUUUAGUCUAGCAGUGUAAAUAAUUUUACUUUUUUAUUAUUACAAAUGAGUUUAUGGUUUUCUCUCUCGGUUUUAAAAAUGGUAUCAUUUACAGGAAAUGAAUUUAAAGUGAAGUUACAGUAACUAGAAAAAAGGGUUGACACUUGUUUUUUUGUAAUAUGUAGGUGAAACGAGUACAUACAUAACAUUUUAUCUGGACCCGUAGCGGUGAAGAAAUGAUAAUAAAUGUGUAGCAGGAAAUAACCAUUCUGUCCGCAUAGUGUUUCAAUUCACACUGUCCCCCUUUGACAUCACAAGUCUGUAGUUCAAUUCUUGUCCCAUAUGAAGCACCCUAUUAUGGGAAGGGUCUAUCUGAGGUAGCUCUGCCACUCGACAAAUUUGACAACUGCUAAUUUUAAAAACAACUGGCAAAUUUUGUUUUAAUUUGGCGAAUGUUUUUGAAGUUUGAUAGGUAAUUAGGCGGAAUUGUGUGUGGACCCAGAGCUAGCCCUGGUCUAUAGAUGUAGUGUACAUGGUUUCCUACCCAGUUAACUAACGAUUCACUUACAUUUCACAGGUACACAUGCUAUAAAACCCUCGUGCAAACAUACCACAUGUGUUGUUAGGUCAUUGCUCAAAGGAGAAAGGAUUAAUUCAUUCUAAACAAAACAUUUCAUCACUACUAGAUUUGGUCUGAAUUGAUGAAAAUUUAUUUGACUAUUGAGUUUUCAUCUUUUUAAAAGAUCAUUUUGACUUUUACAGUGAGCAAAAAACUGCUCCCCUGAAAUUAUGUAGGAGAACAAUUGCUGUCUGUGUCAAAUUCACAGUAAUUUUUAUUAAAUAAAUUGGUGAUAUUGGUGUGUGACAAGGUGAACAGUUUUUCGCCCACAUGGAAAUAGUUUUGUGUGACCACAUAUAAGCGAGAGCAGUGAAAUGAAUGUGUGAUGGUCCCUUAUUGGAUUACUUUUUUCUUAAUUUAUUUUGCAUUUUAUUUGCUAUAGUGGGUAGGUGAGACAAAUGUGUUACUGUAGACGAUAAUAGUAGCUCAUUUUGAAGGUCAAGGUUGACCAGAACAAAAAGGGUGUCUUUUGAUGACCAAGUGACAAAAUGGAUGGACUUGUGAUUUGUAGUAGAUAGUGUAUGUGAAAGUGUUUCUGUACUAUACUGACAUUCCUGAGUGUGUUAUUGUCUUAGCAUAAUUAAAGAAAUGUUUUUAGA